UGGAACUGAGUAACCUCACAGUUAGUAAACAACGUUGGCUUGAGUCGAGAACUAAUGCAAUUCUCUGCCGCAACAUAUCGACUCAGACCUUUUAUAGGUUUAUUUUGAAGCAGAAUUGGUUCUCCGCUGUGCAGUUUGUUGAAAUAGUGACUAACUUCCCAAACCAUAUAAUUCAAUAGUCACAAUUAUUCAAUACGCUGUCGUGAGUAUGUGAAGUUCAAUCUGUGUUGCUACGUGCCGAGCUGGCACACCAGAUUUAUGUCGUCCAUGCCUAAAGACACAUUGAAAGACUUUUCUAUUCAGGAAUUACAGACAAAGUACAAGCUAGACAUUGAUGAAAUAUUUGAUCUUGCACAGACUUUUUUCAAUGAAAAAGCUGAAAAGGCUUUUCACUUAAGUUUUGAUGAUCGGAUUGAUCUCUCUGCUCUUAUGUGUGUAAAGAAGUAUGGAAAGUUUGACAAGUCUAAGACACCUGUCCCUGGAUUUCUCGACAUUAUUGGUCAGAGGAGAAAUGCUCGUUGGGAGGCCUUGAGCAAUAUGAAACCAAAUGAGGCUCAAACUAAGUUCAUAAAUAGAAUCUAUGAUCUUUGCCCAUUAUUCAUGUCGUAUUUAGAAGCCUAUUCACGCAGUAAAGGUAGUAUCGCUGGUCACUAUUCGAAAGAAAUGGAUGUUUCUUGUCCGAACGAAACUGUUUCCCCCAUUGGUAAUGGUAAUCAACAUUGUUUCACUUUGGAAAAUGAAGCUGAAAUUCGGGCAGCUUUAAAUGCCCAAACCGAAAGUCAAUUCCAAUCUUAUGCAUCCCUUCAUCAUCCUGACGAUCCUGUCAAGAGGGCUGAGCUUAUAGCUCAGUUACAAGAAAGACACUUCCAUGAGUAUGUUGCUUAUUUACAACGUCGAUAUUUGCUUAUUGAGCAAUCGCACCUUGAAUCGAAUUCACCGACAACGAAUACAAUAUCUUCGAAUGUUCCUAUCGCGAGUGAUUCAGCACCUGAAGCUGUUAAUAAUGUAAACGGAGAUCAGGCUACUAAUACUUCCACUGGUAUUCCUGCAACUGAAAUAAAUCAUACUGAGAAUCAACCUCUUUUGAAUGGUACAUCGAAAUCGGAAGUCGAUGUUCAACCAGCAAUUGAUACACAGAAUCCAAUACCCUCUUGUGUUAAUGUCAACAGUGUGUCGUGCUCAAACAGUAUGGAAGUAGCAACAGACAAUUCUUCGAGUGCUUUGGAGAACAAAGAACCCAAGAUUGAUCCUUUUUCAGGUGCAUCCUUAGUAGUACAUGCUCCUACCUUGUGGACACGUGGAGAAGUUAAAGAAUUCAAACAAUGCCUAGCAGAGGAUGAAGAGUCUGUGAUUCGAAUCAGUAGUGGAGAAGUCUAUUCAGUAAGUUAUAAGCUUAAAUAGAAAGUUGAUUUUAAUUUAAAGGAUAUGCUAUGUACCUAUUAGAAAAAUCACAACAUCAAAGGCUUUACUGCAUCUAUCAACCUCCCCCUCCCUUGCAUUCCACUUCUACUGUUUAUUAUCAAUUUGAAUUUCAUAAAAGUGAACAGCAUCAUGUGAUAUGUCCACAUUUUUACUUGAAAAUCACUGAUAAACGUAAAUAUAUAAGCAUCCGUGUUUGGAAAUAAUCUGCUUCAAGACUGUCUCAACCAUGAGGAAGUGGAGAACGGUUCCAACAUACGAGGAACUUCGUAAAAGCAGAAUAUCUCAAUCAGCUUCCAAAUUCCACAUCAGACGUUUAACCGUUGAAUGAUGAAGUCACAUUUAAGAGAACAUUGCUGAGAAAUUAUUAACGAACUGAAUUCAAACUGCAACCGCAACUGCAGCCGUCGUUAUGCUUAAGCAGAGUACCAGAAAUAUCAGCUGAAGUCACACCAACGAUGACGCCUGCUCUUUUGAAAUUACAGGCUGUACCUAAAAUAAACAUCUUGAGUUACGAGUUCCUACAUAGCCAUCAGUGCAUUGUACAAAUAAUCCUAAUGCAAAAGUGAAAUGAGAACUGCAUGGAAUUUCCAGUUCUGGUUGAAAUUCAGCUAAUCAGUCGAUUAUGUGUAAAUGAAAGCUCUUGGGAUAAGAUUAUAGUUUCUUAGACUCGAAUAUGGAGACGUUGAUGUUUACUCGUCUAAACUAAUGUAGCCGCAUUUGGUUUAGUAUUAUUGAGGUUGUCCCUGCUUUUAAGUGUUUCAGAACCGUGACUGGAGCUAAGAAAGAUAGUUUUGUAUCCUAUAUUGUUCAUUCAUACAGAGAAGCGUUGAUAUUUUCCCACGUACAUUUAACUUUAGUUGUAGACUAAGUGUGCGAGAUUCGCGUUCUGAUGCAUAAUGUGACUGAGGAGCUAGAGAACAUAUCAAAGGUGGGUUAUGAACAAAAUCAGUGAAGACCAAGCUGAAACUCUUGUAUUUCUUCUACUCAAAAGAUUAUAAGGUUGUUGAGCGCUUCUACAGUCGAAAUGUUCUGAAAUUGUUUUCAAAUAAAAUAAGUGAUUCCGAUUUCAAUCACUUUUUAUGCGGAAGGUCAUCUGGGUGUAACAACAUCGUACUCUGUGGUGGUUUUCCCGGUUAGGUCCAUUGCGCAUUGUUCAAAAAGCGACCGAUAGCUGCUACCUUGACGUGGUGGUCGGGCUUACACAUCUCAAUGACCCAACAAGCUACACUGACUGGAACUAUUGUUCCUGCGGGUCCUACCAUGUCAGGAAGAUUGUUAGGAUAGCGAUUAGACUAUAAGCAGUUACCAGAAUCGUGUAAGAAUCUUUCUUUCACUAUGCUGGGUGUCUGAGGGCGAAGUCGUACUGCUGGGGAACAGGGGUGUAACAACAGUGAGGUGUUUCAUUCAGAUAACCAGCAUGCCAGCAAUUCUGUCUCUCCACUCUGGAGGGAGGGGGUUAGAAAAGGUCGACCUCGAAAAUUUCACAUCUCGACUUUCCCUACAGUGGUCCGUAACCAGCGGUAAGUUAACUAAUACGGAACCAGUCCCAGAAACCAGUGCAUACAAGCCGUGUGUGUCCGCCCUCAGGCAGUCGUCCCCUGGGCUCUGCGGUCACGCAACACUAACCCUCUUUCUGUUUCAGGUACCCGAAGACAGAUGUUUCUACACAAGAUUGCCACCCUUCGUAUCUCCCUGCAAUGAGCAAAACUUCAUAAAAAGACUUCUUCAGAGUGUCUCACUAACCAAGUAUGUCCUUUGAUCUUGAUGACUUUCGUGGUUUAAAUACAGCUACUUUCACACUCCGAAUAUAUCGUCGUAAGUUUCUCCUUCAAUUAAUUAUACACCCUACAAUGUUGCAGUUGUACGGAAUCAAGGAUAGUUGUUGUUACUGGUCUGUUUUGUCAAUUUCGUUAAUAUUUCUCUCAAGUCAAAUAAAUACAGCUGUCGUUUCAUCUACGUUUACCUAGGUCCGUGUUCAGACUCAUCCAGCAGGAACAAGCAUAGUUUGGGAAUUCGCCACAGAUGAUUAUGAUAUAGGAUUCGGUUUAUUUUUCGAAUGGGCUGAGCCAAUAUCUGAUCCUGAAAUUAUGCAGAAUCGUCAGACUGUACCAGCCAACUCAAAUGUUUCAGAUGGCCAAUCCGACGUGUCUCAAAUUAUGAAUGCUGAGGAGACUAAUAUUUUGGUGGAUGAAAUUAUACCUGUUUCGCGCCGAAAUUCUCAAAGUGAAGUUUGCUGUGGAUCCCAUCUGUAUCCUGGUGCUGGAACCUACGUCUUCAAAUUCGACAAUUCCUUUUCCCUAUGGAGGUCGAAAACUCUGUACUAUCGUGUGUGCUACACAUAUUGAUCGCUGCAUAUUUCACUAUUAGACAAACCUAUAGAGUUCGCGACAAUUUCAAAACCUUGGCUGUGCAUUAUACUUUCUUAAUUUGUUUCUGUAUUUCUUACUUUUCUUUUGCGUUCAAUAGACACGGUUUCAAAUGCCUUUAUGUACUAAUAAUCUAUGUAAACUCUGAGCAAUAUAUUUCAAGUAUGCAUC
This is a messenger RNA of Trichobilharzia regenti, 3959 nucleotides long. NCBI's taxonomy places the organism in Eukaryota, Metazoa, Platyhelminthes, Trematoda, Strigeidida, Schistosomatidae. The record is from the annotation of a GenBank genome assembly.